GGGAACAAGGCUGUGGAAGCGCCUCGAGUUUCCGUUGCAUUAAGUUUCGAUGUAAACCAUGGCGAAAUUCAGAUUUCCAGGCAAGGCUCUUAAGUUAAACACAAGAAAGCGCGUUCGGUUUCGAGGUGGCCAUGCAGCUAACACGCCAGAGGAGCUUUACACAAGGAGAAUCCGCAGAGGCCUGGACCUUUUCACGCAAAUAUUCGGGGAUUCAGACGAGGAUGAUGAGGAAUUUGAGGGUUUCACGUCCAUACUCCCAGAGCCGAGGGACAUCAAGGGGAAGAAGAAGAAGAGUGUGGCAUCACCUAGAAAAAAGUCAGGUAGGCGUUCACCAACAGAGAGAGCAGAGGAAGCCUGCGUAACUCUGGAAGAAGCAGGUUUGGUGACCCGUAGAAAAAUUAGCACAGUAGAAAUGGCUAUCAAAGAGGUACAGGAGACAUCAGAUAUUGGUGAAAAUGUGCCAGUGUUUACAAGAAGAAGAGGUGGGGGUGGUGGGGACACAGCACCUUGCAAGGAAGUGCGUGAGGGACCGAGUGGGGGUAAGGAGGUGAUGGCAAGUACCCGAAGAAGAACAAGUAAUGUGGAACUGCCUGCAAAGGAGGUGUCAGAGAACCUUGAGAGUAGUACAGACUUGCCAGUGGUAACAAGAAGAAGAGUGAGUGGGUUGGAGACUCCUAUGAGAGAUGUAGUGAAAGAGGGAGGGGCAGAGAACAGCAAAGAUGCUCCAAUGGUGACCAGGAGAAGGGGUCAUUCUCUUGAAGGUGUUGUGAAGGAAGUUCAGGAAGGGGCUGACAGUAUACUUGGGGGAGGGGAAAGAACGAGUGAGAAAAGAGACGUGCCUCCUCAGCCUGCGAGCAAGGAGAAUGUAGAGAUUGUGGUUCAUUCAGAACAGCCUGUGGAAGAAAGUAGUGCAGCAUUACAGGAAAUGAAGAUGGCUGUCAUAUCCUCAAGACCAGUGGCAAGAAAGCAAACGGCACGGAGAGUUAGCAGACCAUCGUCAACAGUGAAAACAGCUCUGGCAAAGAAAUUGCUAGCAAGAGCCAAGGCUAAAAGAACAGUCAACUCUCUACCUGUAGUUGGUGAAAAGAGUCCAAAACGGUUUGUCCUUCCGUCUAUGAGUGUACGAUCUUCAAGGAUAAUUAAACCAAAUAAGAGACUAUUUGCUGACAUAACAGAAAUGUGUACAGCAAGCAGUUCUCUUGAGUCUUCAUUGGGUGGAGAGAUGGCUGAACAUGCAAGUAUGCCCAGCAAGAGGUUGGUAAAGCUCACUCGCAAAGGAAGGGGUGCACACACACAGUUCCUCUCUCUACCCCGAUCAAGGGCACAGAGUACUGACUCCUUGUCAAGUACAGAGGGUGGUGUAGGACGUGACCGCAUGCGCAGAACAAUCUCCCUCUACACAGAAUCCAUAACUGGGCCCAGCAAAGCUCAGGUAGGAAGGCCUCCCAAACGCCUGCUGCGCCGCAUGGAUCCUCCACAGCAAGAGGUGGAGGCUGAACUUCCAGACUCCCCCCAGAGAUGCGACCCCAAGGAGUCCAGGGUCAUGGAGAAAAUUGGAAAGUUGCUGCGGUCACCGUGGGAUGAUAGACUGAAGCAGUCUGGCAAGGUUGGAAGAGGCGAGGAAGAGGGUAUGCCAGCUUCAGCCUUCGGUGCCUCAUCCCCAAUGUCAGCUUCAGCCAUCUCACGGAACAUUUUAAGGAAAGCAAGACUGAACCUUAACAAGACUACUUUGCAAAAGAUUAGGAAUCCAGUGUCAUUGCAGAGACUCAUACCAGCAUCAGAUGAAGGUGUGGAAGGAAAGUGCGCAGUCUGUGAUAGUGAAGAAGGUGGGAAUUCUCGCAAGUUUGGAGUGAUAGUGUGUGAGAAGUGCAAUUCCUUCAUCAGCAACUCCAGUGAUGGCUCCAGAGAAGUAUACGAAUGUAAAGACAGCAAAGCUGAAUGUCAAGUGCAAGAACUGGUUGAAGGUCGCUGUAAUGCAUGUUGGCUGGGCAGAAUCCUUCUUGUUUGCUCUUUGCCGAACCUCCUCCAUGACAGAUUGCGUAAGCGUUUACCCAAUAUCCUGAAGGAACAAAUCCCCACCAGCUUGGCUCGAUGUAUGAGUGGUGGCAACUUGCCGGUUGUGUCUGAAAAAGAUGCUGAACUGGCCACACAUACCAAGCGCUUGCCGCUUGACCCAGGGGGAGGGGGUGCCUUUGGGUCUGUAAUGGAUUUGCCUGGUGGUUGGAAACGCAAAACUGGCUCUGAAGUUAUUGUGAUUAGCCCAAGUGGUGAGAAAUUCAAGAGCAUACAAAAGCUUGAGGAAUUCCUGAAAAAGCAAGGGAUAACCACUGAUGCUCGAGUUCUCUUUGGCAAUAGCAGCCCUGCUGUGGUGCGGAGUAAUGAACCAAAGUCACGGCCAUCACCGCCAACAAAUAACAGCAGUCGGGGGAAGGUGGUCAUGACAACACUUCCUGGGGGUUGGGUGCGACGUAUCAAAUGGAGAUCAGCUGGUGAUCGCUUUGACACUUAUGUCUACAGCCCUGAUGGAAGAACAUUUAGAUCAAGAAGAGAACUGAGUGCUUACUUCCAGCUCAUUGGGAAAGUAGAUGAUAUUCAUAAGUAUUUCCCAGUUGUUACAGGGCACUCAGAUGCUUCCAUACCUAGUUCAAGUGACACCACUGGAUCCUCCAGUACAGAGCGCUUGUCUAGCUCAGAGCCAUGUUCGGAAAUCAGCUCUGAUGACAAGUCACCAGAGGCCUCAGAGUGUGAGACAGAAACACCACAAUCAAGAAUGAGGAGCCUAUCCCGUAAUGCUAAAGAGAAGAUGAAAUAUGCUCGGCUGAAGCAGGCCAAGGUCGUGAACCACAAGGAAGGACAUCUCAGAAGUAAAUCUGUCUCUUCCCUAAAAAGUGUCAAGACUGUUGACAAGAAGUCAGAAGUGCAGAUGGAAGUGAAUCUGUCAUCAGAGGCAAAAGCUGCUGAGAAGAAGUACAAGAAACCAAAGAUUGUUGCGAGAAGUCGAUCACUCUCUUUAGGCAGGAAAAAGGGUGAUGCAAGCCUCACUGACACCACAGAAAGUGAAUCUGAGAAUAGGAAUUCUGGUAAAGGGUUUACUAAGACCUUUUCUAAAAGAUUGAAGAACAAACCAAAAGCUACAGUGAGUGAGCUAUCACCAACAAACAAGACCUUAUCUGCAGGAUCCAACAAUGCAAGUGAGGAUAGUGAGAAAACUUCUCCUUCAGCUUCUGUGGCAAGCCCUGAAGAAACAGUAGAAGAAUCAGAAGUGCAGAAACUGGAGGAAGUUAAGGAUGACACAGCUGUAUUCAUCAAACCAGAUGAUGUACCAAGAGAGAAUCAGUUUGAAAAGGGAAAAAUUGUUCUAAAAAUUCAGAAAAAAAUCAUAGAACCUGUAGAUAGAAGACGUAGACACAAAAGUAAGAAGGACAAAAGAAAAAAGGUGUUUAGUGAGGAGGAACCUGAGAGUCUUUCAAAGGAGCAAGUAGCACAAAGUGGUGCUGAGGCAGUACAAAAUAUGACCGCUGAAAAAGUACUUGCUCAAUUGUCUAGUACAAGUAAAUCCUCAGAAGAUGCCAAGGAGAAAAUAUUCAGUAAAAAUUCAGAAGACCAAGAAAAAGAUCUGGUAGGUGGGGAGUCUGAUAUUCCAGCUGGGAUGGAUGUCUCGGAUGACUCUAAAUUUUCCUCUCCCAUGGUGUCGGAGUCCGAGCCCAUUCAUGAAACAAUAAAAGUACCUGAAGCCAAGCCAAAGUCCAAGCCCAAAAAGCCUUCCAGUUAUCAGACUUCUCACUUUGGAGGUGGUUGGUCAAGAAAGAUCAAGUGGAAUGAAAAAGGGGAAGGCAAAGUUGCUCUGCUGCACAGCCCUGAUGGACAAACUUUCCGAUCCCGCAUAGAGCUGUUGGCGUAUUUCAAGAAAGCAGGCAAAUCAAAAGGCAAUCUUGAUUAUUACUUUCCACCAGUCUUGAAGAGGGAGGACUAUAAUGAACAACUGGAGAAGAAGCAGAUGAAGGCAGCUGCUGCAGAGGUAGCAGUGGCUCUUGGAACAUCUACCUCGGGCCAGUCUUCAGAAGUUAGCGAGUUCUCAGACAGUGAAAUUCCCAAGACCUCUGAGGAUUCUUGUGUGUCUGGAGAAGAGUGCACGAAGAGAAAUGCAACUAAAAUUGUGAAGUGUUAUAGGAAACUAAGCGGCCAGACCUCCCUCAAAAGCAUCCCGGAAAAUGUUGGGGAGGAUUCGGCAGUCUCCCAAAUUCUAUGUGGAAAGGCUUCAGGUGGCAGCAGCCUGUCAGAGGAGGCAUGGAAGCAUGGAUCUCAGCCUGGGAAGAUGAGCAGGAAGGAUGCAUUUGCAGCUGGGAUGGAAAGCAAGCAGAUAGUCAAAUCGGAGAGCGAGGAGAUAGACGGAACCCAUCCUGAGGUGGGCGGACCCAGGGUCAAGCACGUCUGUCGUAGCCAGGCACAGGUGUUGGGUAUCCCUCGUGCAGUAUUCCCAUCUCCAGGGAAGGAUGAAGAUAAGGCACCAAUAAAAGUCAUUGUUCCCUCUACCAAAUCUGACAAGAAGCGCAAAAUUGUGACUGUAACAACAACAGCUAGUGGCAAGGUGCUUCGCAAAACACAGUGGUGUAACAAGUGUCCAGGAUGUACAACACCCAAUUGCCGAAAGUGUGUCAACUGCUUAGAUAUGAAGAAGUAUGGUGGACCGGGAACCAAGAAAAAGCCUUGCAUAAUGAGGAAGUGUCACAACCCACGACUUUCCAUCAAGUCGGCCAUCAGUCAAGAGGGCACUGCUAAAGUCCCUGUUCAGAUGACAGCAAUGAACACAUCCACAGCUACAUUCAAGGAAGUGCGCAAGGUCCCUCCCACCAUCAUCAAAGUGCAGGAGGAGAAGGCAACACCAGUGGAGACCUCAGGUGACUCGGUGCUGAAGGGUUUCCAGCAAGAGAAGGCUGUGUUUGUGCCCCGCCAAAUGACCCGGUCACAACCAGACCAGAAGGACCGGGGUGAUAUUGCUGCAGGGAAACAGUUUGUUCCAGGAACCCUUGUAAACAUUGACUACUGGCAGGGAUAUGAUGCCGAUGAAAUGAUGCUGACUGGCUACCCAGUGAUAACAGCAUCUUCACAGCAUCCUCAGGUCCUGUGUUUCCGCUGUGGUUCUCUUGGGAAGGAACAGGAGGCAGAAUCCAUGGCGCUGCUUGCCGAGUCUUGGCCGAAGCAGUUGGGAAUAUUUGAUGCUGGUGGGGGUGAGGCGAGCGAUUUGAUGCGGAACAUUGAUAUAUUCACCGAACUUGAUGCAUUGCGAGACUUUGAUGUGGAUCCUGAUGAUGAGGAGGACUUAGAACCAGACAUCUUUUUCCUCCCACUCAAUGCUGAUUCAGCUGAUCAGCAAAGAGUUCUGUUUGAACAUGAUGACUCCUCAGAUGAGGGGGAGCUUGAGGAUUCAUUUUGUCUUGAAGACAACAUAAUUGAGGUCUUCCGAGAUGUUGAUCUUUACAAGCCUGAACCAAGUCCAACGGUUAACAAGAAUGGGAAGGAAGUAGCAUCCAUGAAAGAAGAUGAAUACCUCUACUUAGGCUAUAAGAAGAUUAGUGAGUACUCUUCCAACAGAAUUGAAACAUCGUAUUUCAGACUGUUGCAGAUUAUUCAUAAUGAACUCUUUGACACACUUGGAUACCCGACAUGGCGGGAGAUGCUGAAAGAUGGACUGGUCAUGGAGAGACCGACUGGUUCAGGGUCUGGUUCAGACACUGAGACUGCCUCAGAAGGUGAAGAGGACAGUGAGGAAAGUGACCUGGACUGGGAUGAAGUCUUGGAGAUCCGGCGCCAUGAGGCUGCGCAGGAGCUGAAAGAGAGAGAAGACAAACGGCGGGAGCAAGAGCGACGACAGAGGGAAAUCGAAAGAGAAAAGGCUCGUGUUGAGAAGCUGAAGGAGCUUGAGAGAGAAGCCAAGGAGGCAACCCAGAUCAAAGAGAAAGAUACUUUUACACCAAAGAUGAAGAUUCUAGGCUCGGAUAAAACUGCUAGCCCGCAGGACCUAGCCAAGAAGCCACUAUUUAGGAAGAAAAGGAAGUGUGGACGUCCACCAGGAUCAAGCAACAAGGCAAAAUAUGGCGAUGAGGAUUUUGUUGUUUAUGAUAUUCAUGAUGACAAAUUCCUUUGUGAUGGUGACCAAAGCAGUACCCCAAGAAGAAAAAGGUUGAGGCAACCUAGAAGUUGGGAAGAAUUUGAUGAACUGUUUGCUCAGAUAGGCCUGGUGACAGAUGCCACAGCAGAGGAGAAUAAGGAGGAAGUUAGAAUACGGAAGAGAAGGAUUGUACAUUCUGACAAUGGCAUCUUUGGCUCAAGGCAUGAGAGAGUGAAGAUGAAAGCCAAAAGACAGAAAUUAGAUUUGGUAAAGAGCAAGAAGCUUAAGGCUUUGAAAAGAAUGGGCAAGUUUGAUAUAACUCAGAAAUGCAAAGACAGUGUCAGCAGCAGAAUUAGGAAAGUUGGAAGGCCUCCAAAAAUCAAAACUGACAAAGGGCAAAAAAAAUUUAUAAUAAGUGAACAAGAAAUUAAACCUAAAAGGAAGAAGCUGUCAGAAAUCAGGGACUUUGAAGUUUCAGAUGCAAGGCCUGAUGGGAUGGGGCGGAAGACAUCACCUUGUGAAGCAAAAGGGAGCAACCUAGCUAGGCAGCCAAAUGGUAUGAAUAAGGAGGUUUUAGGUAUACCAAAUCCUAUAGCAUUACCUGAAAACAAGCAUGAUCAGAAAGACUUGGCAAUCCAUCAUAGUGUAUCUCCUGUACACUUCUGUGAUAAUCUAACCAGUUCUGAGAAGGCUUUAGAGAGAGAAAGUUCAGUGAAACAGGUUGGCUCGCUGGCUGAGGAUGUGUCGAAUAGUGGCAUGGAGAUCAGCAGUAGAAAAUCCAUUGGAAAAGGAGAGAAGUCCAGUGAGUUUAUCACACUUGCUGUUCAUCAAAGUGAAGAGAUGCCACGUCCAGAGGAAGAAAACAGUGACAAAGAGAACCUUCCAAGUGUUGUCACUGAGACAAAAGUAAAAGAUAGUGAAGCUGUGAUAUCUCAGAAAAAACAUGUCAAUGGCCUUGAAGAAGAAGGAACUUCAGCACAUAGUCAGUCUGCUGAAGAUAGUGAGGAAGAGGCCAAGCCUGAGAGAAGUGAAGUUAAAUGCCUUGACCUAGGGGGUGUGAAUCUUCCUAAGUUACCUGAAAAGAGGUCACGGAGGUCUGUGGGCCGUGCCUCUGAGCUAGCUAGUCAGAGAAAAGCAAUGAUGGAUUUCUGA
This is a messenger RNA of Penaeus chinensis, 7261 nucleotides long. RefSeq lists its product as uncharacterized. Gene Ontology annotation, biological process: regulation of DNA-templated transcription. NCBI's taxonomy places the organism in Eukaryota, Metazoa, Arthropoda, Malacostraca, Decapoda, Penaeidae. The record is from RefSeq and is a predicted model, not a curated record. The transcript has 9 exons. Gene Ontology annotation, molecular function: sequence-specific DNA binding; DNA-binding transcription factor activity; zinc ion binding. Bases 59 to 7261 code for a protein of 2400 amino acids.